AUGAAGAACCCCUAUGCUUUCCCAUUGCAACCAGAGCAAUAUGCUCCAGCUCCUGUCCCUUCGUUAGCAGAAUGGAAGCAGCUCUGGCAUGUCUGGGAACUUGUUACUACCAAGAUGAUACGCCCAGAGGCAUUGAUGGAACAGCCCAUUCCUUUGAGAAACCCACUGCUGUUCUACCUCGGCCACAUACCUACAUUUGAAGACAUCCAUUUGACAAGAGCGGCCAAAGGCAAACCAACUGAACCAGCUUAUUAUCAUCAGAUAUUUGAGCGCGGUAUAGAUCCCGAUGUUGAUGACCCUUCUAAGUGCCACGAUCAUAGUGAGCUUCCAGACGUGUUCCCCAAGUUGGAAGAUAUCCUGCACUAUCGUGAGCGCGUGAAGAGGCGAAUCGCAUCGCUCUACGACAAUGGGAGAGCUUAUUCAGAUCGGUGCAUAGGACGCGCUCUUUGGAUAGGAUUCGAACACGAAGGCCUUCACGCUGAGACAUUUCUCUUCAUGACAAUCCAGAGUCAGAACAUUUUGCCUCCUCCUGAUAUACCUAAACCUGAUUUUGUAAAGCUUGCAAAGGCGGCUGCUUCGCGACGAAUCGAGAACCCAUGGUUCAAAAUUCCUGCACAGGAAUUCACCAUAGGCUUCCAUGACCCUGAAAGUGAUGAGGGUCUAGAUCGAUUCUUUGCGUGGGACAACGAACGCGAACCAUACGAAGUCCGAGUCCCGCAACUCGAAGCACAAGGUCGACCGGUGAGUAACGGUGAGUACGCAAGACAUCUGUUCAACCUUGAACAGUUGCAAAUCCCAGCAACGUGGCACAAGACACGCAAUGCUGGAGAGGAUGAAGAUUUCACUACGUUCAUCGUCCGUCACAGCGUCAAAACCGUUUGGGGUCCAAUUCCUCUGGCCCAAGCACUAGACUGGCCUGUAAUGGCCUCUUUUGACGAGGUUAAGCGAUACGCUGAGUGGGCUGGAGGUCGCCUGCCGACGCUUCAUGAAUUACGUAGUAUCCACGAAUAUGUUGAGCGUGGACGGAAGGCACCUGCGAGUCAAGUCAAUCAUCAAUUUCACAUAGACCCUCGCGCCAUCUUUGUUGACUUGGCAGAAACGAAUUCUGGAUUUCGAAACCUCAAUCCUGUAGGCAUCACCCAUAAGGACUAUCUUUGCGGAUUAGGUGACACUGGAGGAGCAGCUGAAUGGACGGGAUCUUUGUUUGAGCCACAGCCUGGAUUCAAGCCAAUGGAUAUUUAUCCCGGUUACAGUGCCGACUUUAUGGAUGAGAAGCAUAUAGCAGUAGUUGGAGGAAGUUGGGCGCUGCACCCACGCAUUGCUGGUCGGAAGAGCUUCUUGAACUGGUGGCAGACAAAGUAUCUCUGGCCAUGGGUGACAUUCCGUCUUGUACGAGACGUUGAGUAG
Fusarium venenatum is the source of this 1407-nucleotide messenger RNA. The record is from RefSeq and is a predicted model, not a curated record. Lineage: Eukaryota; Fungi; Ascomycota; Sordariomycetes; Hypocreales; Nectriaceae.